Prorocentrum cordatum is the source of this 446-nucleotide messenger RNA. NCBI's taxonomy places the organism in Eukaryota, Dinophyceae, Prorocentrales, Prorocentraceae. The record is from the annotation of a GenBank genome assembly.
CCGCCUCUGGCUCGGGGCGCGUGCGCGGCGGGGAUGGGCCGCGGCUGGCGUCCUCCCCGCCCCAUCGCCGCGAUGGACCGCCCGCCCCGGGCGGGCGGCCAGGGGCCGCCCGCGCCAUGCCAGCCCUGGCUCGCGGAGCCCGUGGCCGAAUCGCCGAUGUUUGGCCGAGAGCCCGUCGCCCGAGCUGCCCCCGCGCCGGACGGCCCGGCGCCGGACCUGCCGAGGGCGCCGAGCUGGCCGGGCGGCGGGCGUCUCGACGUGGGGGGGCCCGAGAAGCGGCCGCCGUCCGCAAGCAGCUCGGUCAACGGCAAGCUGGGGCUGGGGGCUGCUGAGAUGGCCGUGCUCCGAAAAGAGGUCGAGGAGCUCCGCUGGAGGCGGCCCGCCCCGCCCGUGGAGCCGGCGGCGAGGGCGAGCGCCUCGUCGGUCGCCACGUGCUGCAGCGAGGC